GCCCCGGAAGUGCUCUUCCAGCCCAGCUUGCCGGCCUGACUUUGAGCGCUUCCCUCUGCUGCGUGGGCGUUGAGCGGCGCAGAAUCGCAGAGUUGGCGGUUUCAGGCUUGCAAUGAGGCUGCUGCGGGUCGCCGCGGGCCUGGGGCGCGGGCCGCUCCCCGUUCCCGUCAUCCUGGGCUGGCGGGGGAAGCAGGCUAAGUGGAAGGCCUGCCGAUGGUAUUCAUCUGGGAUAAUUCCUAAUGAAAAAAUACGAAAUAUUGGAAUCUCAGCUCACAUUGAUUCUGGGAAAACUACGUUAACAGAACGAGUGCUUUAUUACACUGGCCGGAUUGCAACGAUGCAUGAGGUGAAAGGUAAAGAUGGAGUUGGUGCUGUCAUGGAUUCCAUGGAACUCGAAAGACAAAGAGGAAUCACUAUUCAGUCAGCAGCCACCUAUACCAUGUGGAAAGACAUCAAUAUAAACAUUAUAGAUACUCCAGGCCAUGUGGACUUCACCAUAGAAGUGGAAAGAGCCCUUCGUGUGUUGGAUGGUGCAGUCCUUGUUCUCUGUGCUGUGGGUGGGGUACAGUGCCAGACCAUGACUGUCAAUCGGCAGAUGAAGCGCUACAACGUUCCAUUUUUAACCUUCAUUAACAAACUUGACCGUAUGGGCUCCAACCCAGCCAGGGCCCUGCAGCAGAUGAGGUCUAAAUUAAAUCACAGUGCAGCAUUUGUGCAAAUACCCAUUGGUUUGGAGGGUAAUUUUAAAGGUAUUGUAGAUCUUAUUGAAGAACGAGCUAUCUACUUUGAUGGAGACUUUGGUCAGCUUGUUCGAUAUGCUGAGAUUCCAGCUGAACUGAGGGCAGCAGCAGCUGACCACCGGCAGGAGCUGAUUGAAUGUGUUGCCAAUUCAGAUGAGCAGCUCGGUGAGCUGUUCCUGGAAGAAAAAAUCCCCUCAGUUUCUGAUUUAAAGCUUGCAAUCCGAAGAGCUACCCUGAGCAGAUCGUUUACUCCUGUCCUUUUGGGAAGUGCUUUGAAAAACAAAGGAGUUCAGCCUCUUUUAGAUGCUAUUUUAGAAUACCUCCCCAAUCCAUCUGAGGUCCAGAAUUAUGCUGUACUCAAUCAGGAUGACUCAAAAGAGAACACCAAAAUCUUAAUGAACUCCAGAAGAGACAAUUCUCACCCAUUUGUAGGCCUGGCUUUUAAACUGGAGGCAGGUCGCUUUGGACAGUUAACUUAUGUGCGCAAUUAUCAGGGAGAGCUAAAGAAGGGUGACACCAUAUACAACACGAGGACAGGAAAGAAAGUGCGAGUGCAGCGACUAGCUCGCAUGCAUGCUGACAUGAUGGAGGAUGUUGAGGAAGUGUAUGCUGGAGAUAUCUGUGCAUUGUUUGGGAUUGACUGUGCUAGUGGAGACACAUUCACAAACAGAGAUAGCAGUGGCCUUUCUAUGGAAUCAAUUCAUGUUCCUGAACCUGUUAUUUCAGUAGCAAUGAAGCCUUCUAACAAGAAUGAUCUAGAAAAAUUUUCAAAAGGUAUUGGCAGGUUUACAAGAGAAGACCCCACUUUUAAAGUCCGCUUUGACACUGAGAGCAAGGAGACAAUUGUAUCUGGAAUGGGAGAAUUACACCUGGAGAUCUAUGCCCAGAGAAUGGAAAGAGAAUAUGGCUGUCCUUGUAUCACAGGAAAGCCAAAAGUUGCCUUUAGAGAGACCAUUGCUGCCCCUGUCCAGUUUGACUUUACACAUAAAAAGCAGUCAGGUGGUGCAGGCCAGUAUGGAAAAGUCAUAGGCGUCCUGGAGCCCCUAGACCCGGAGAACUACACUAAGUUGGAGUUUUCUGAUGAAACAUUUGGGUCCAAUGUUCCAAAGCAGUUUGUGCCUGCUGUAGAAAAGGGGUUUUUAGAUGCCUGCGAAAAGGGCCCUCUUUCUGGUCACAAGCUCUCUGGGCUACGGUUUGUUCUGCAAGAUGGAGCACACCACAUGGUUGAUUCCAAUGAAAUCUCUUUCAUCCGAGCUGGAGAAGGUGCUCUUAAACAAGCCUUGGCAAAUGCCACAUUAUGUAUUAUUGAACCUGUUAUGUCUGUGGAAAUUAUAGCCCCAAAUGAAUUUCAGGGAGUAGUAAUCGCAGGAAUUAACAAACGCCAUGGAGUAAUCACGGGGCAAGAUGGAAUUGAGGACUAUUUUACACUGUAUGCAGACGUCCCUCUAAAUAAUAUGUUCGGAUAUUCAACUGAACUUAGGUCUUGCACAGAGGGAAAAGGAGAAUACACGAUGGAGUAUUGCAGAUAUCAGUCCUGUUCACCAUCCACACAAGAAGACCUUAUUAAUAAGUAUUUGGAAGCUACAGGUCAACUUCCUGUAAAAAAAGGAAAAGCCAAGAACUGACCUUCCUUUCUUUGAAUUUAGUAACUGGUCAGAUCUGCAAGGUUUGGGUGUGAUGGAUUUCAGUAUAUGAAUUCGGAUCAUUUAAACCAGUGCCGGAAGUCGUUCUGCUUCCCAUUCAGGAGCUUCAGUGGACAUGCGAAGAUUAAUUUGUAUAUUUAAACUGCAUUGACUAUUUUUAUUGUUUCAUGAAGGACCUCAAAUAAAAUAAUAUUCCUGAAAUAUAUUUAAUAUUUAUUUAAGGGAAGAAAAGACUAAUUUUAGUUUAGAAUGUGUAUAAAUUUACUUUCCAAAUUUUUUGAGACAGGUCUCUCUGUGUAGCCCAGGUUGGCCUCAAAACUGAAUAGUCCUUUUGUCAAGUGCUGGGAUUGCAGGUGUGCAACACUGUGCCUGGACCCCCAAUUUGUG
Molecule: messenger RNA, 2770 nt
Organism: Nannospalax galili (Upper Galilee mountains blind mole rat)
Lineage: Eukaryota; Metazoa; Chordata; Mammalia; Rodentia; Spalacidae
Gene: Gfm1
Product: G elongation factor mitochondrial 1
Exons: 18
Coding region: 113-2365 (750 amino acids)
Biological process (GO): mitochondrial translational elongation
Cellular component (GO): mitochondrion
Molecular function (GO): GTPase activity; GTP binding; translation elongation factor activity
Source: RefSeq, a predicted model, not a curated record